Molecule: messenger RNA, 483 nt
Organism: Staurois parvus
Lineage: Eukaryota; Metazoa; Chordata; Amphibia; Anura; Ranidae
Source: the annotation of a GenBank genome assembly
AUGCAAGUGCCGGUUCUCGGCUGCACUUUCCUCACGCUGUCAGAUCGUGAGGAAAGUACUGUCGAGAACCGGCAGUUGUCAGAGCGGGGAUCGGCACCGAUCAUCAGGGCACUGAUGAUCAGUGCCCUGAUGAUCGGUGCCCAGCAGUGCCACCCGCAAGUUCUGCCCACCUGUGCCCAGCAGUAUCACCCACCUGUGCCCAGCAGUGCACCCACCUGUGCCACUCUGCAGUGUCACACACCUGUGCCCAGAAGUGCCACCUACCUGUGCCCAGAAGUGCCACCCACCUGUGCCCACCCACCAGUGCUGCCCACCAGUGCCACCCACCAGUGCAGCCCAGCAGUGCUGCAGUCAGUGCCACCAGUCAGUGCCCAGGGGUUGUGCCAGUCAGUGCCGCCAGUCAGUGCCCAGCAGUGAUGCCAGUCAGUGCCAUCUAUCAGUACCCAUCAUCAGUGUCACCUAUCAGUGCCGCCUAUCAGUGCU